AUGGCCCAACAUUCCACCUAUAUUCGACACGUACUUCUUUACGAGUUCGAAUCUGGCCACCCCGCUGCUGAAGCCUAUCGAAACCGCUUCAAAGCCGGAAACAAGAAACUCGAAGAUGAGCCUUGCACUGGUCGACCGACUGCAAUACCGUUCGACGAACUGAAGAAUCUGGCGGAGCAGCAUCCAUAUGAAGAUGUGCGGAAUGGUGAAAAAGCUCGGUCAGUGGCUCCCAUAUGCAUUGAGCGACGGCAACGGCCAAAAACGCCUGGACAUCUGCACUCAGCUGCUCUCCAAAAGCAGCAGAUUCGCUUUAGCUAG
This is a messenger RNA of Necator americanus (New World hookworm), 318 nucleotides long. RefSeq lists its product as uncharacterized. The coding region runs from base 1 to 318 and encodes 105 amino acids. The record is from RefSeq and is a predicted model, not a curated record. Lineage: Eukaryota; Metazoa; Nematoda; Chromadorea; Rhabditida; Ancylostomatidae. The transcript is spliced from 3 exons.